UCCCUCUUCUCUCUCUUUUUUAUUUAAUAGAUUCCAUUAAAAUUCUAAUCGAAUAUCCCUAAAUUUUUAAAAUCCUUAAUUUUUCCACAUUAGUAUCAUGUUAGGACAAUUGUGUAAUGCAUUGGCCAUAAAAGAAAUUAUUGUGCCGUACAUAGUUUUGUGAGCUCUACCUAAACUGAACCUAGACACAUUUCCGGACCAGGUAUCCAUACCAUCACUCCCCAAAACCCCCUAAUCCAGUGACAAACUCACCACAACAUUGCAAGCCGGCGCGUCAACCCCACGCGCCACCACCGCACACACAGCGACACCAUGGCGGGUAGUUUUGUGGAAAUCCAAAUCCCGCAGCAAAAGCUCUACAGCGGAAUUCAAUUCCCGGUAGUCAUAACUCCGAGCCCCGCAGUCUCUGCUCUCACCAAAACCAUCGAAGCCCAGAAACCCUAUCUGGAGGCCCAGCUCCGAAAAUCCGGGGCCGUGCUCUUCAGGGGCUUUCCAGUCAAUUCAGCCUCGGACUUCAACGACGUCGUCGAGGCUUCCGGCUUCGAGGAGUUUCCUUACGUCGGCGGAGCCGCUCCCCGGACCAACGUCGUGGGUCGGGUUUUUACCGCCAACGAGUCCCCGCCCGACCAGAAGAUUCCGUUUCACCACGAAAUGGCUCAGGUGCCUGAGUACCCAGCGAAGUUGUUCUUCUUCUGUGAAGUGGAGCCUGGAAGUGGGGGAGAAACUCCCAUUGUUCUGAGCCACAUUGUGUACGAGAGGAUGAAAGAGAGACACCCAGAAUUUGUUGACAAAUUGGAGGAGCAUGGCUUGAUAUAUAACCGGGUUUUAGGCGAAGACGAUGAUCCUUCUUCUCCAAUUGGCCGUGGCUGGAAGUCCACGUUCUUGACCAAAGACAAGAGCAUAGCUGAGGAAAGGGCUGCUAAGCUGGGCAUGAAGUUGGAAUGGUUGGAGGAUGGAGUGAAAUCUAUCAUGGGGCCAAUCCCAGCCAUCAAAUAUGACAGCACAAGGCAGCGGAAGAUUUGGUUCAAUAGCAUGGUAGCUGCAUAUACAGGGUGGGAAGAUGCAAGAAAUGACCCUGUCAAGGCUGUCACCUUUGGAGAUGGCAGCCCAUUGCCAGCGGAAACCAUCUUCGACUGCCUGAAAGUUCUUGAAGAGGAAAGUGUUGCCAUCCCUUGGCACAAAGGCGAUGUUUUACUGCUGGAUAACUUGGCUGUCCUUCACUCCCGGAAAUCCUUCAGUCCACCUCGCAGAGUCUUAGCUUCACUCUGCAAGUAGUUUAGCUGCAUCAUGUAUGCGUUCUUAUGCGUUGUUCACUACCCCUUUUGGAGAGAGAGGGUGAUAAAGCACGUGUUCUACUUAUUUGUCCAUGUCAGGUUAGGGUUUACGCAGACACAGCUUGUUUGUACAAUCUUAUCUUAAAGAGUAUAAUCAUAUAAUGUUUCUAAAUAAA
Molecule: messenger RNA, 1450 nt
Organism: Prunus avium (sweet cherry)
Lineage: Eukaryota; Viridiplantae; Streptophyta; Magnoliopsida; Rosales; Rosaceae
Product: 2-oxoglutarate (2OG) and Fe(II)-dependent oxygenase superfamily protein
Molecular function (GO): oxidoreductase activity
Source: RefSeq, a predicted model, not a curated record